Sphaeramia orbicularis (orbiculate cardinalfish) is the source of this 1654-nucleotide messenger RNA. RefSeq names its product H6 family homeobox 3b (gene hmx3b). The coding region runs from base 548 to 1426 and encodes 292 amino acids. Gene Ontology annotation, molecular function: RNA polymerase II transcription regulatory region sequence-specific DNA binding; DNA-binding transcription factor activity, RNA polymerase II-specific. Gene Ontology annotation, cellular component: nucleus. Gene Ontology annotation, biological process: regulation of transcription by RNA polymerase II. NCBI's taxonomy places the organism in Eukaryota, Metazoa, Chordata, Actinopteri, Kurtiformes, Apogonidae. The record is from RefSeq and is a predicted model, not a curated record. The transcript is spliced from 3 exons.
UCCUAAUGUGUUCAGUAAAACGUGUCCGGAUCGGUGUUUGGGAUUUUUAUUGAACGUUUCAGUGCCUUGAGAAAGUUUACUAAGGCUGAACUCCAUUAUAUUAUAGUUUUAUUUCCUUGUAAAAUACUGUGAUAGAAAAGUAAACAUCUCUGAAAUCAACUGUCUAUCCUAUAAUUAAAUGUGAAUGUACUGUGGUGAAACUGAGGCCUGUUUUUCUUACAUGUGAUCCUUCCUCUUCUGUUGCAGGUUAAAUCCACAUUCAGCCACUAGAUGGCAGCACUGACCUAAGUGACAGCAGCAGCAGCACUUGAUCUGCAGCAGCUACUCAGUGAAAGAGCAGUCAAUUAGCACAUCUUUUAACAGCCUGUCACCUCUAAUGAUAUUUUAUCUCCGUUUAAUUAUGCGGGUGCUUCAGAUGUUAAGAGUCAGCCUUUGCAUAAUUAUCUCUCUGAUCAUUUUUCAGGUCGGAUUCGAUAAAUUUCCUCCGUCUGCAGGUACUGGAAUAACCAAGUUUUUCAUGGUGCUUCCCAGCGGACAGUAAACGGUAAUGGCAGACUCUGAUGCGCAAGAGACUCGCCAAGCCGCAAAAGAGUCGCCGUUCUCCAUCAAGAACCUGCUCAACAUCGACGACAAACCCACCAAGCCCAAAGCCUUCCUGUCCUCAUCCAAAGGAGUGUUCGAAGGCAGUUUUUUCUCUCGUCUCGGUGACUUAUCUUUCCCUCGGUUCGACUUACCCGCACAGAGAAUUGGACUAUCUGCGCAAUAUUUGGAAAGAGCGUCUGCCUGGUGGUACCCGUACACUUUAGGCUCUCAUCUGAGGAGCGCAGGAUGUGAUAAAACAAACCCCAGGGAUGUUUCGCCCAUACCGGACAGACGCUCCCCGGAUCUCCAGAAACAUGAGCAGGAUGGAAAAGAGGAGAGCGCAGAGGACGACAUCACCCUGGAGGAGAGUGAUGUAGAGGAGCCAAAGAAGGAGCUGGAGCAGGAGGAGGAGGAGGAGUGGAGGAGGAAAACAGACGAGCUGGACUCAGACAAGAAGCCCUGCAGGAAGAAGAAGACGCGCACGGUGUUCUCCAGGAGCCAGGUGUUCCAGCUGGAGUCCACCUUCGACAUCAAACGGUACCUGAGCAGUUCAGAGAGAGCGGGUCUGGCCGCGUCCCUGCACCUGACGGAGACCCAGGUGAAAAUCUGGUUCCAGAACCGGAGGAAUAAGUGGAAAAGGCAGCUGGCUGCAGAGCUGGAGGCGGCCAACCUGAGCCAUGCCGCGGCGCAGAGGAUUGUGCGGGUUCCCAUACUUUACCACGAGAACGGGGCCCCGGAAAGCAGCGGGGGGCCUGCGGGAAACUCCCCCGGGGGUCAGUCCCUGCUGGCUUUCCCGCAUCACAUGUACUAUUCCCAUGCGGUUCCACUGCUGAGGCCAGUUUAACCCACUGACUGCGUCCUGAUGCAGAUGUGGACAGAUGUUUUUAAAGCAGAUGCAUUGGAAAAUUAACAGGUUUUUGUAUAUUUUGUAGAUUCAACUGAGACAAUGUUAAGUCACAUCAUUAUUAUUAUUAUUAUUAUUAUUAUUAUUAUUAUUAUUAUUAUUAUUAUUAUUAUUAUUAACCCUCCGGUAUCCAGGUGCGCCUUUUACGCACACUUUGCACUUCGUUUU